This is a messenger RNA of Selaginella moellendorffii, 469 nucleotides long. Its product is annotated as 1-butanol dehydrogenase (quinone)-like. The annotation marks the transcript as partial. The transcript has a single exon. The record is from RefSeq and is a predicted model, not a curated record. NCBI's taxonomy places the organism in Eukaryota, Viridiplantae, Streptophyta, Lycopodiopsida, Selaginellales, Selaginellaceae.
CUUGACUUUUUUUUUUUCCAGACGGGCGAAUGGAUCAGCCACGGAGGAGACCUCAAGAAUCGUCGCUUUGCAGAGGAUGAGCACUUGAUCAGUGUCGGGCACGCGCCUCAGUUAAGCGAAAGGUGGAACUUUGACGCUGGCGCAGACAUCUCAGCCACACCGGCGAUUUGCGACUGCGUUGUCUAUUUCCAUUCGUGGAACGGGCUCGUCUUCGCAGUUUCCAUCCAAGGACAACUUCUCUGGCGUGUCAACUUGACAGAAAUCACGCGAGUUGCCACUUUGUCGCGGACGACACCUGCUGUGACCGAGGACCUCUUGCUAUAUGGUUUGCUCGGUUCCGCUAGAGUUGUUGCUUUAGAACGUAAGAGUGGAAGACUGGUGUGGAUGUCGGAAGAUCUGGAUGAAACGGCCCGGGCAAGGAUCACCAUGUCAGGAACAGCAUACGACGGGUAAGCAAACUUCCUUUCUU